Molecule: messenger RNA, 2293 nt
Organism: Castor canadensis (American beaver)
Lineage: Eukaryota; Metazoa; Chordata; Mammalia; Rodentia; Castoridae
Gene: Amh
Product: anti-Mullerian hormone
Biological process (GO): gonad development; Mullerian duct regression
Molecular function (GO): growth factor activity
Source: RefSeq, a predicted model, not a curated record
CCUGCUGUCUUUUUAGGUGCAUAUGCAUAGGUCUCAAAGGUGGAUUAGUGAGUGGUACACUUGGGGAGCUCUACCCUUCUGUCAGGCCUGCCCAGCCUGCCAUCUGAACAUGAAAGCAUCGUAUCGCCUUGGGAUUUGGGGCUGGGUCCUUUAGGUAGGGCUCUGUGCCCCUACCAGACACCCAGUUUAUGAUUGUAGGAGGGAUUUCACUGCUCAAGGACAGUUCUGACCAGUGUGGUUACAGGCCCAGCCCUAUCUGGUGAGAGGUGGCCCUCCUAGAACAGAAAGCCCUUUGAGAAGGCUGCCUCCCACCUGUCCAGGAUUCCAGAGGGGCACUGUCCCCAAGGUCACCUCCCCACUAGCAUUCUGUCUUCAGCCAUAUAAGCUACACACAAUCCAAUCCCUCACAGCACCACCAUGCAGGGUCUUCUUACUCAGCUGGCCCUGCUGUUCUUGGCCUUGGGAGCUGUGUUGGGGACCAAGACCCCUGAAGAGUCUGCUGCUGGCCCUGGGGACCUUAUCUUCCAUGAGGACUGGGCCUGGCCACCUAGGAGACCCCACAACCCCCUAUGCCUGGUGAUGCUGAAUAGGGCCAGCAACAAGAGCAGAGUCCCUGUGCAGGUGGUGGUAUCCCUGACCAGUUAUGAGCAUGCCUUCCUGGAGGCUGUGUGGGAGGCCCACUGGGGACCCUCGGACCUGGCCACUUUUGGAGUCUGCAGUCCCAGUGACUCACAAGCCACCCUGUCUGCCCUACGGCGGCUGGGGGCCUGGCUGGGGGAGCCUGGGGGUCAGCGGCUUAUGAUCUUGCACCUGGCGGAAGUGACAUGGGAACCCACAUUCUCACUGAGAUUCCAGGAGCCCCCACGGGGAGGAGCCAGUCCUGAGGAUCAGGCACUACUGGUGCUGUACCCUGAGCCUGGACCCGAGGUCACUGUCACUGGGACUGGGCUGCAGGGUGCCCAGACUGUCUGCCCCACCCGGGACACCCGCUAUCUGACGCUGACCGUGGAACACCCGGCGGGGGCCUGGCGCGGCCCUGGGCUUGCCCUGACCCUGCGGCCCCGAGGAGGCGAUGCCCCACUGAGCACUGCUCAGCUGCAGGCCCUGCUGUUCGGCUCUGACGCCCGCUGCUUCACACGGAUGACCCCCGCCCUGUUCCUGCUAUCCGGGCACGCGCCACUGUCCGCGCACAGCCAGCUGGACAUCAUGCCCUUCCCACUGCCCAGGCUGUCCAUGGAGCCGAAGGAGCUGCUGACCAGCAGCGACCCUUUCCUGGAGACGCUCACGCUCCUGGCGCGUGCGCUGCGGGACACCGCGGCCCACGCUUCGCCACCUCGCCUGGUUCUGGAUUCGGAUGCGCUGGCCAGCUUCCCGCAGCAGGGCUUGGUCAACCUAUCCGACCCAACGGCGCUGGAGCGCCUGCUUGACCAGGAGGAACCGCUGCUGCUGUUGCUUCCGCCCGCUGCGGCCACCGCCAGGGACUCAGAGCAGCUGCAGAGCAACGCGUCAGGGCGUUGGUCCUCAAGCCUGGCGCGCCGGGUGGCCAUCGAGCUGCAGGCAGCAGCCGCCGAGCUGCGCAUUCUCCCAGGGUUGCCAUCAGCUGUACCCCCACUGCUGGCGCGCCUACUAGCGCUGUGCCCGGGUGACCCUGGAGACUCUGAAAGCAUUGGCAGCCCCAGGGACCCACUGCGCGCGCUGCUACUGUUAAAGGCGUUGCAAGCCCUGCGCACAGAGUGGCGUGGGCAGUAUCAGCGGGGUUCCGGGCGGGCACAGCGAAGCGCGCGAGCCACUGCCGCUGACCGGCCGUGCGCACUACGAGAGCUGAGCGUGGACCUCCGCGCGGAGCGCUCCGUUCUCAUCCCUGAGACCUACCAGGCUAACAACUGCCAGGGCACGUGUGACUGGCCGCAGUCCGAUCGCAACCCGCAUUAUGGCAACCACGUGGUGCUGUUGCUGAAGAUGCAGGCCCGCGGGGCUGCCUUGGCGCGCCCACCCUGCUGCGUGCCCACAGCCUAUGCCGGCAAGCUCCUCAUCAGCCUGUCGGAGGAGCGAAUCAGUGCGCACCACGUGCCCAACAUGGUGGCCACCGAAUGUGGCUGCCGGUGAUCUUUGCACCGCAUGAACUCCUGCCCCGAGGGUCCCUGCACGCGUCAGCCAGAGCCCCUUCCCAUAUUUAUUCAGACCCCAGGCAAUGCCCCAAUAAAAAUGCCAGCAAGUACCCAGCUGGGGUGUCCGUGAGUCCUGUGCAGGGACCUCUUUCUGCUUUCUCUUUUCUUGGGCGCAGAGCUUAGUC